AUGAAGACGGACAUCGCCCGAAACGCCUUCGAGCGCCUACCGAAGGAGGUGCGGGUGCGGAUCUACGAGCUGCACCUCGUCCACGAGGAACCGCUCACCGAUGAGAAGCACAAACUCAUGGUGGGCCUUGACGAAAGCCGGUAUGCUUCAUUCGGAGAUAUCCCACCCCUCCUCACCUUGUCAAGUGAGGUGGAGAAAGAAGGCGCACCGUUCUACUACAGUCGGAACCACUUUGUCGGCGGCAACGGUCUGUUCAACUACUCGUUCAACCACUUCAUGUACUGCACGCCCAGGCAGCACCUCACACUGUUCAGGAAAGUUACGGUGCAGUGGGACGAAACGACGCACGGUGCUUACUACAUGUUUCAACGGCUGCGUGCUUUCACGGGUCUAGAAGCACUUUAUAUCCGUGUCGAUGAGAGGGCCAUGGUGAAGCGUAUGCUACGACGGAAGGAUGUGCCUUGCCAGGCCUUCGGCCGAGAUCCCUCUCCGCAACAGCAACUACAGCUCUUGCAGUAUCCAGGCCUGUCCGGUCUGCUAGAGCUGAGUGGGAUACCUCAUGUGGAAUUCGUCAAGAAAGUCAAUGCGAAGGGUGAAGAGAGCGGCGGACCGAUAGCUGGCGGCUUUCUUGAGACCCAGAUUGCACCUAGGUUGAUGAAGCUGAAGGUCAAAACCUGCGGACGUCACAAGAAAGCAAAGGCAGCCACAGGCUUCCCAUUCCUCAACCUCUCACCGGAGAUACGCAACCGUGUCUACGAAAUGGUACUUCGUGUUGACGGUGCAGUCCAGCCAAUCAAGGGUGUGCCAACCUCAGCGGCAAGGACCAAAGCGUAUCGCGACGACGGCGUUUACUCUGACUCCUCCUUAAGCCUGCUGGUAGUCAAUCGGCAGAUUCACAACGAGGCAGUCGGUAUCUUCUACCACCACAAUGAAUUCGAGUUUCAGUACACGCUCCGCCUCAACGCCUUCCUACUCAGUCUUGGGCCUGAGCGACUGAACUCACUUCGAGACAUCACUGUGCAUACAUACGAGUUCAAGAACGGCGGUCUCAGUCUCACGGAGCUUACCUUCAGCAUGUUCAAGCGGCUAAAAGCUCUGCGUAAGCUUCACGUCAUCCUCCAGGGAGACCUCUUCCGAAAGAUUGUGAAGUGGCCCUACCGGAAUGGCUGGUCUAUGUGCAGUGCCAACCCAGCAACGGCCCCAGGGAUCAAGACGCUCUUUAAUCUCAGAGGUCUCACCACUAUCCUAGUCACCGACGAAGAGCUGACACGGGGGCUGGAUGAUGUGAAGAAGGAUCCUUCAUACCCCACCUUCGCGGUCGCAUCAAAGAGCCAAUGCAUAGUCAGAGUAUCGAAGGCGCUGGAUCACCUCAAUGCUGCUUUGCUGGACGCUCAGUCCGGCAGAGUGAACCACAAGCUACUGGAAGACGAGAAGUGGCAAUGCAAAGACGACUUCCCAACGAUAGACCAGAUCCCUGCCGAAGAUGUGUCUCCGGACGGUGACUCCAGAAAGCAGUACGAUUCGGACGGCGAUCCUCUUGACGCGGAUGAAGAUCCUUUUGACGAAGACUAUCGACCGUAA
Molecule: messenger RNA, 1581 nt
Organism: Baudoinia panamericana UAMH 10762
Lineage: Eukaryota; Fungi; Ascomycota; Dothideomycetes; Mycosphaerellales; Teratosphaeriaceae
Exons: 2
Coding region: 1-1581 (526 amino acids)
Source: RefSeq, a predicted model, not a curated record